UUAUUUGACUUGAAAUCCUCUAGCUAGUUGGCAGUACAUGGAAAUCAACAUCUGAAGUGUACCUACUUCAAAUCAGUGUCGAUUAGAAAUUUAGAAUGCGAUAGAUGGUGAAUGAGAUUCAAAUGGCUUAAACGAGAGAAUUAUCAUCAUUUUUUGGAAGGAACAAAAUUUGUUUCAUAAGAUGUUAGAGGACGGAUUGACUACAAUUGUUUUGCCUACAUUGUCUACCAUGAUUAUUUUCUUAUUUACACUAAAUUUCUUCCGAUACCUUAUAGGAAAGCCUUAUAUUCAUAUUAGAGAUGUUACUAAAGAGCACAAUUGGAAACCUAUUACAAGGGCAAAGAAGGCAUAUUACUGUAACAUUUGCGAAAGUUUGUUAUUAAACACUGAUGGAUUAAUGUGUGAUUCUUGCGGUAUUUGUGCGGAUCCUGCAUGUGUAAAAACUGCAGAUAAACAGUUGAAAUGUAAAGUUAUUAGCUUAAAUACAGAGAAACCAAUGAGGCAUCAUUGGAUAAAAGGUAAUUUACCUCUGACUGCUGUAUGUGAUAUUUGUGACGAAGAAUGUGAUUCAGAACCUGGAUUAAUAGAUUGGUGGUGCUGCUGGUGUCAAAGAUGUGUUCAUGAAGCUUGUAAACCUAUACUAUCUAAAAGAUGCGAUUUUGGCCAAUUUAAAUUAAUGAUAAUUCCACCAAGCAGUUUAGAAGUUGUAAAUCAAUGUAGUACUGUAAGACGAAGGUUACAGCUUCGUUCAAUUAUACCACCAGAUUGGCCUCGUUGGAAACCUCUCAUAGUUGUUGCAAACAAAAAAUCUGGUAAUAAAGAUGGAGCAGAAAUUUUAUCAGUAUUUAGAAAGUUAUUAAAUCCUGCACAAAUUGUUGAUUUAUCCGAACGCGAUCCAGUUGCUGCUCUUGAAUGGUGUAGAUUACUUGGAAAAGUAGCAUGCACAGUUCUAGUGGCAGGAGGAGAUGGGACGAUAGCGUGGUUAUUAAAUGCUAUUCAUAAACUUCAGUUGAAGCCAGUUCCAUCUGUAGCAAUAAUUCCUCUGGGAACAGGAAAUGAUUUAUCAAGAGUGUUAGGGUGGGGAAAGGAACACGACCCAGAUAAGGACCCUGCGGAUAUCCUGCAAGAAAUACAAAUAGCACAAAAAGUGAAACUUGAUAGGUGGACUGUGGUGAUCAAACCAACUAGCGGAUUGGGACUUAGGGGUUCACUUCAGACGUUUCAUAUGUAUAACUAUAUAAGCGUGGGAGUCGACGCACAAGUGACGUUACAAUUUCAUCGUACAAGAGAAAGUCGAUUCUAUUUUUAUAGUAGUAGAUUGUUUAACAAGCUACUGUAUUUAUGUUUUGGUACUCAACAAGUAGUAGAAAGGGAAUGCAAGGACCUUGAUAAAAACGUAGAACUGUAUUUGGAUGACAAGAAAGUGGAUUUACCUUCUAUAGAAGGUAUUGUGAUAUUGAACAUUCCAUCUUGGGCUGCUGGUGUGAAUCUUUGGAAUAUAGGACUAGAAGGCCAUGAAGAAUAUGGAAAGCAAAGUAUCGAUGAUGGAAAGCUAGAAGUAGUUGCUCUUUAUUCUUCAUUUCAUAUGGCCCAACUUCAAGUAGGACUUUCUCAGCCUUAUCGCAUUGGUCAAGCUAGUACUAUAAAGGUAAAAUUGUUAAAAUCGUACGCUAUGCAAAUUGACGGCGAGCCCUGGUAUCAACAUCCCUGUGAAUUUAAUAUUACAUAUUGCAACAAAGCAUCUUUGUUGGUGAAUAUGGUUAACUGAAUCUUAUUUUUGGAAUUUUUAAGUUAUGUACGUGUACAUUCCAAUAUUUGGUAUAAGAUGGAAAGAAAUUUAACACAAAUUGAUGAUAGGAAGUAUAAGGUAUGGUAAAGAUAAUGCACGAAAAUUAUUUAAUAUGAACAAAGAAAAAUCUAGUCACUAUUUUACAAAAGAGUAUAUAAGCUGUAUAUUAUACUUAGAAAAUGUGAAAAGUGAUUUAUAAAUUUAUUUAUUUUUGUUACACUUGUUGCAAUAGUAUGAUAAUACAACAAACCUCAAUCAAAAUCACAAGCCGCUUACAUCUAUGUAUAAGUAGUGGAGAUAAUUUCAAAACUUUUAUUGAGGUUAAAAGUUGGAUUAUUAACACAUUCAUAUAAGAAUUUUUCAUAGAUUACAUUUGAUUGUACAGGUUAUUUAUGUUUUAUACUAAGCUUUCAUAUUUGGUGGCACAGGACAAAGGUUCAUAGAUAUUUUAGUUACACACUGUAAAUUUUUAUGAAAAUAGUGAAACAAUUAUGCAGAUAAUGUCUUAACACAUAAUAUGGGUUCAAUGAAAUAUGGAUCCCAUGAAAUAAAGUAACAUAUGCCCCAUAUUGUAUGUUCACUUUUUGUUAAAUUUAUGUUUUGAUACGCUACAAAUGGUCCAUUGCUCUUCCUUUAUACUCCAUGAAUGUGAUACCUUUAUCUAUUAUAUAAAUAUAUUAUAAUAACUAUUUUUCAUUCACAAAUGUAUAUCCGUGCCAAAGAACACAAAUUAUUUAUUCAAUUUUAAAUCGUCGUUGAAUCAUGAAAUCAAUGUUAUCAGAAACUCUAAAAGUAGACAUACAAUAUGUGUACUGUGAGCCAUUGAUAUAGAAGUGUGUCUUGUACCUAAGUGAAUGCAUUGAACUUCUUUGCACCUUAUCUUAUUACAUAAUGCAUAUUAAAUAAUGAUAUGAAAAUAGUUUACUAAGGGGUGUUUCUAGAAUAUGUGCCACCCCUUUUUCAUCAAAAAUUACUUCGUUCAAUUAUGUAAAUUUUGUUAGACAUUUGUCUUGCCAAGCACAUGUAUAAAAUAAAGAAAUAUACUUACUUAGAUAAAACCAACAAUGUUUUAUUUACCU
Molecule: messenger RNA, 2868 nt
Organism: Hylaeus anthracinus
Lineage: Eukaryota; Metazoa; Arthropoda; Insecta; Hymenoptera; Colletidae
Gene: Dgkepsilon
Product: diacylglycerol kinase epsilon
Exons: 11
Coding region: 182-1768 (528 amino acids)
Molecular function (GO): ATP-dependent diacylglycerol kinase activity
Source: RefSeq, a predicted model, not a curated record